AUGGAGCAGGAAUUAGAACGAAUCGUGCAGGCAAUCAGCAUUGCUUCCAAUCCAGCUCAAUAUGCCCUCCAACAACAAGCUUUGGACUACCUCCAAUCAAUCGAAAACAACGCUGAAACCACUUGGAGACUUGCUAUGACGCUUUUCGUCGAGACCGGGGCAGAUGGAUCGAGGAAAUAUUCGCCCGAAGCUAGAUUCUUUGCCCUCAGAAUCCUCGAGGGUUUUUUCGACCGCCAACUAGAGUCAUUAGACGACGAUUCGUUUCGAACGAUUCAACAAGGCCUGCUUUCUUACAUCCAAAGCGAAUACGUCUAUGGGCCCGCUGAGGCCACACUACCCUAUCUCCGGAACAAAUUCUCGCACACUCUAACCCUCUUCUUCCUUUGCUCCUACAUCAGCCAAUGGCCAACUUUCUUCGCGGAUCUCUUCUCCCUCAUGCGCCCAGCCGAGUCUUCGUCUUCAGCCUCUGCACCAGCAUUCAAUCGCCAUAUAAUAAUCUUAUUCUUCCGUAUUAUCCUCGAAGUCUCUGGAGAAGUCGCCGAUCAGACUCUUAAAGCUGCCAGGACCUUUAAUCAAGCUCGCCAUGUCCGCGAUGCUCGUGUGCGCGAUGCCGUCCGUGAAAGAGACGCUGCUGGGAUCAAUGAAGCAGUCUUGACUCUUGUCGCUCAAGGCGUCGAUAUCAUGAAAAAGAGUGAUAAAGCUGGCCCUGAUUCCCCAACUGAACUCGUGGAAAUUGGAAUCAAGACAUUUUCAUCCUAUGUUGGAUGGAUCGAUAUUAACCUUACAGUCACGCCGACAACCGUUCCACUCCUCUUCACGCUCCUCGCUGACCCUUCCCUUUCUGUGCGACUCGCAACAUCGACUGCUCUGUCUCGUAUUGUUGCCAAAGGCCUCAAAGAGCCCGGAGACAAGCUUCAGUUGCUCAAGGUGCUUGCAUUAGAUCAGGUCAUCGAUGCAUUAGAAGCAAAAACCAGUUCAGAAAAGCUGCAACGGACUACGGCUGAUGAGGGCGAAGAGAUAUAUCGUGAAUUUCUGGGGAAAUUGUUGAAUGUUCUUGGUCUUGAGCUGGUAAAACUCGUCGAGGACUCUGGCAACGACACGGUCUCCUCAGAAGCGACUGUAAUGCUCAAUCAGAUCCUUCCCGUAGCUCUUCGCAUUAUGGCAGACGAGUACGACGAUACAUCAAAUACCGUGUUUCCUAUGUUGAGCGCUGUACUUCUCAGUUACAAGCGGGCGAAAAAGGUUUCAGCGGCAGUUUUGGAUGAAGGAAAACGCUCCUUCCUAGCUUCGUUGUUACAAGUUACGCUAACCAAGGAGAAAUGGGACGAGGAGGUCGAUCCAGAUGACCCAGACGAGGACGAUAUUGCCGGCUUCGAAGCUGUGCGAAAAGAACUUCUCAGCUUACUUGAUUCAGUCCACGUCCUCGAUGAAGGACUUGUCGCGACAGCAUUUCAUACGCUUGUGAGGAGUACCAGCGAAGCCUAUCGCAAUGGCGCGAGGGUCGAAUGGAAUGACGCAGAGCUUGGUGUCUAUCUAGUCUACAUCUUUGGGGAGAUCAAUAAAGGCGGAGGCAAAGGUCGCACGGCGUUUUGCGUCACUCCCGCCUUUGAAAAGGACAAGAAGAAGUCGGUGGACUACUCUAUAUAUCCACUGACGCCGCAUGGGGAAAUGCUUCUUGGUCUCCUCCAAGCAAACAUCUCUUCCUAUCCCAAGCGCAUCGUGGGCCUGCAAUUCUUCGAGACUGUCGCCCGAUACCCCGACUUUUUCAAGGUUCGAAAGGAAUAUAUCAUGCCAACGCUGGAGGCGAUGAUUGACCCCCGAGGAAUUCACAAUCAAGACUCGAAUCAUCGCUCCCGGGUGUUUUAUUUGUUCUACCGCUUCGUCAAGGAAAUCAGAGUUGACAUUCCUGAAGACGUUGCGGCUUCCAUUGCCAACAGCUUCCGGGAUCUCUUGACGAUUGAGGUCCAGUCGCCAGACGACGACGAUUCUGAUUCGUCCAACGACCCCCUUUCUGAAAUUAUCAAAAGUUCGGCUUUCGAAUCGCAACUUUACCUUUUCGAGACUGUUGGCUCGCUCUGCUCUCUGCUAUACAAAAGUCCAGAUCAGCUUGCGGCCAUGUUGUUGUCAUUCGUCAAGCCACUAAUGUCUGAACUUUCGGACAACCUCCAAGCUUUCCAGUCCAAUGGCGACCAGGACAUCAUUCCCAUUGCCAAGGUUCAUCAUGCAAUCAUGGCUCUAGGGAACAUCUCUAAAGGCUUUCCGGACUAUCCAAACCCUGUGCUUCCAGGGUAUAUUCCGCUCCCCACCGAAAUAUUUUCGGAGGUCGCGCAGGCCAUCCUUGUUUGCCUUGCGGCUAUGAAUCGUUUCAAAGACAUUCGCGAAGCGAGUCGAUUUGCGUUUACUCGCAUCCUCGCCACAGCGGGCCCGAAUAUUGCACACUUUAUUCCACAACUUAUGGCCAAUCUCCUGACACAAUUUGAGCCAACGGAGCUUGUAGACUUCCUGAACUUCAUCGGACUUCUUAUUCAUAAACUCCAGGAGGAUUUCUUCAUUGUCCUCGACGAACUCAUCGGUCCAUUAUCCAGCCACAUCACCGGUUUUUUGGCCCAACCGAUUAGUGGGACGGACGAGCAAAGAAUGCACCUGGAGACAAGAAAGGCAUACCUCUCCCUCCUCAACGCUAUCAUGAACUCGAAAAUUUUAACUGUCUUCACCUCAGAACGUAAUCAGAGCCGUUUCGAUGCGCUGAUGGAGAGCAUGCUGCAGAUAGCUAGCGAUCUCUCGGACCCUGUCUGCCAGCGGAUUGCUGUCCAAUUUUUGGGUCGCGCCGUAACAACUUGGGGAUCGAUCAAUGAAGGAGCUGACCCUAAGGUUGGACUGCCUGGCUUUGAGCAGUACAUCUACAAGCGCAUUCUUCCCGCGGUCUUCCAGGUCCCAUCCGUUCCGCAAUUCAAUUCCAAAGACCCUGGCCAUAGCCAAGUGUUGAACGAGAUCGCCAACUUGCUCCAAAGCUACUUGCAAGACCGACCUAAACCCUCUGGCGGAUUCUGGACGAUAGAAUAUUAUCAAUGCUACUUUGACGUUGACACAAAAACGGUUUUACAGCGAUGUUACUCGACAUUGAUACCCACGUCCGCAACGUCAGAUUACCUCUCCACCCAUCUCAACCCCGCAGACCUCUACGGCCCAUUCUGGACGCUGACGACACUCAUAUUCACACUCUUCCUGUCGUCCUCCCUGGCUGCUUCUGUCACCGCGUAUCUAUCAGACCCCAAUGCCGCCAUUUCGUAUGAUUUUGGCCUGCUUUCCAUUGCAGUACCACUAGUUUACAGCUAUGGUCUCGCAGUGCCCGUUCUUCUAUGGAUUGCGCUCAGAUACCUGGGUGUUGGUGAAUGGUCUGUUGUAGAAGCCAUCGCACUGUGGGGUUAUUCUAUGUUUGUGUGGAUUCCGGUUUCGAUACUCGCAGUUCUCCCAUUUGCUUCUGUGCGAUGGGUUCUCGUCGGUGUUGCAUUUGGGUUGUCGGGCUACUUCCUUGUUCGCAACGUCUAUCCUAUUCUUGCGACGGCCGAAGCAAAGCCUACACGUCUUUUGAUCAUUAUAAUUGCCGCCCUCCAUCUAGGACUGGCCAUCACCUUCAAAGUUCUCUUCUUCAGCUACUACAUCAUCCCGCCACCCGCUGCUGAUCCCAUUCCUAACGGCCCAGGCACCGAGAUUGGGACUCAACCGGGAAACCAUACCGGGACGACAGCCGCAGCCGCAGCCUCAUUGGUGGCCUUGCGGAGGCUACUGUCUUGA
Mycena indigotica is the source of this 3795-nucleotide messenger RNA. RefSeq names its product Exportin-T. The coding region runs from base 1 to 3795 and encodes 1264 amino acids. The record is from RefSeq and is a predicted model, not a curated record. Gene Ontology annotation, molecular function: small GTPase binding; tRNA binding. Lineage: Eukaryota; Fungi; Basidiomycota; Agaricomycetes; Agaricales; Mycenaceae. The transcript has 16 exons. Gene Ontology annotation, biological process: tRNA re-export from nucleus. Gene Ontology annotation, cellular component: nuclear matrix; cytoplasm; nuclear pore.